Molecule: messenger RNA, 5454 nt
Organism: Echinops telfairi (small Madagascar hedgehog)
Lineage: Eukaryota; Metazoa; Chordata; Mammalia; Afrosoricida; Tenrecidae
Product: phospholipid-transporting ATPase ABCA3-like
Exons: 30
Coding region: 507-5345 (1612 amino acids)
Biological process (GO): lipid transport; transmembrane transport
Cellular component (GO): membrane; intracellular membrane-bounded organelle
Molecular function (GO): ATP binding; ABC-type transporter activity; ATP hydrolysis activity
Source: RefSeq, a predicted model, not a curated record
ACUCACUGGGUGCCACUGAGCUGACCAUGUAGGGAAGGCUUUCAGGCUGCAAAAGGUUCUCCUAUUUGAUCUUCCUGCCCUAAAGACCAGCCAGCCCAGUGGAAGACUCCGUCAGCCUCCCUCUCCAGGCAAAGGGAAGAAAAAGCACAUAAUGUCACCCCCUGAAAGGUCCCACCAUUCCAGAAGGGGUUUUAAAAGGAGCUGGUUUCUCCAAAAGAGGUGGGGGUGACCAAGCAGGUCACACAGAAGAAAAAUGUUAAUGGAAUUUUGGGAUGCCAUGCAGGCCAACUGGGGCAGGAAGCUCACCCCGGACAAAAGGACAUCCCCGGACUCUUUUAGGGCAGCCUCCUUGGAGUCCACGUACAGCACAGCUCGGUUCAUCAGCUCGUUGUCUAGUUCUCUCCAGUCCGGCCUGCUGGCUCCAAUGGCUGCAAGACAAGGAAGCAGACCUGAAGCGCAGCAGCAGCCUCACGAGAAAGAGUUGAACUUCCUCUCUUCUAAGAAGAAUGGAUAUGUUGGGACCAAAUAAAUUUGUGAUUCUUCUCUGGAAGAAUUUUACUUUAAAGAGGCGGCAAGCUGUUGUUUUAGCUGUAGAAAUCAUGCUAACAUUACUCUUUGCUGCUACACUUUUGUUAGCACGUUACUUUGUUCCUGUGAAGAAUUAUGGACCCCACAUUCACCCUCAGAUACCUGUCGAAGACCUGCCUGCUUUCUUUGCAAUUCCCGUUAUUACUAAUGUUCCAUUUGAAUUGGGUUAUGUGCCUUCCAACAGUGAUGUGAUAAAGGACAUCAUUGAAAUUGUACAUCUGGAUUUAUUCGCAAAUAUGCACGUUAUAGGCUUUGCUUCAGAAGACGAUUUUGAGAAUUACGUUAAAAAUAUCACUAAAGCAAAACAAAUGCUGGCUGCUAUUGUUUUUGACCAUGAAUUCAAAAGCAGUCAGGAUCCCCUACCACUUAAGGUAAAUUAUUAUCUGCGUUUGAGUGCUUUCAAAAGGAAUACAGAAGAGUUUGAUUAUCAGCCCCAAACCUGGAGAACACGCUUUCUCUUUCCACCUGUUUCUCCUGGAUAUCCCAGAAAUAUGUUUGACCCUCUUGGGGGGGACCCUGGGUACAUCAUGGAAGGGUUCCUCCUCUUGCAAUAUUUUGUGGAUAAGGCCAUCAUGUUGUAUCAUAACAAAUCGGGUGCAGACAUCUUGCAAGAUGUUACCAUUUAUGUUCAACGAUUUCCAAACCUAAAACAUAAACAAGAUACAUUCUUUAAAGAGUCUAUUACUUUUAUUCCAUUGAUUGAGCCUUCUUCCAUUCUGCAACACAGCGACCACUCGCUCAUCUUUGUCUUUUUGCUGUGUUUUGCCACCUCCUCAAUCUUCUUCAGCUUCAUGGUUAGCACAUUUUUCAACAAAGCUAAUUAUGCAGUUUCUCUUGGAGGAUUCCUCUACUUUGUAACCUACUUCCCAUUUAACAUCGUCUCUGAAAAAUAUACAGAUUUGACUCUCUUCCAGAAGCUGGCUUUCUGUCUCUGCUCAAAUAUCGCGAUGGCAAUGGGAGUUGAACAGCUGGUGAAGGCAGAAAUGGAUAAUGUUGGAAUUAGAUGGAAUAAUAUUUUGGCAACGCAAGUGGAUUCAUUUGCCUUUGUCUAUAUACUAGGAAUGCUUUUAUUUGAUGCUUUCUUAUAUGGCCUUGUGGCCUGGUAUAUAGAAGCGGUCUUUCCUGGACAAUAUGGGGUGCCGAAGCCAUGGAACUUUUUCUUGAUGCGCUCUUACUGGUUUGGUGAUACAAAUGCGAAUAAAGACCGGAGCGAACCUUAUGAGACAAUCCAAAACAAGUAUUUUGAGGUGGAACCUACUGACUUGGUGCAAGGUAUCCAGAUCAAACAUUUGUAUAAGGAAUUUCGAGUACAGCACAUUACCAAGCCUGCUAUUAAGGACUUGUCUUUGAACCUCUACGAGGGACAGAUCACUGUCCUCCUAGGACACAGCGGAGCAGGAAAGUCCACCACGCUCUCUGUUCUCUCAGGUCUCUAUCCACCUACCAGUGGGGAGGUCUAUAUUAAUGGAUAUGACAUCUCAAAGAACAUAGUCCAGAUCAGAAAAAACUUGGGCUUAUGUCCCCAGCAGGACCUGUUGUUUAAUUACUUGACUGUUUCAGAACACCUUUAUUUCUAUUGUAUGAUAAAAGGAGUAACCGGAAAGCUACGUACUAUGGAAAUUGACCAUAUGCUGUCUGCUUUUAACCUGCUAGAAAAGCGUGAUGCCUUUUCACAGUCACUGAGUGGAGGGAUGAAGCGCAAACUCUCCAUCAUUAUCGCGCUUAUCGGGGGCUCCAAGGUUGUGAUACUUGAUGAGCCAACAUCUGGCAUGGACCCAGUUUCAAGGAAGGUCACGUGGGAUCUCCUUCAGCAUUAUAAACAGGAUCGUACCAUCUUACUGACGACCCAUCACAUGGAUGAAGCUGAUGUCCUGGGUGACAGGAUUGCCAUCCUGGUCAAGGGGUCCCUACAGUGCUGUGGCUCAUCAGCCUUCCUGAAGCAAAUAUAUGGUGUGGGAUACCACGUAAUAAUUGUGAAGGAACCUCAAUGUAAAGUUGAAGAAAUCAUCAACCUGUUUCAUGAUCAUAUACCAACAGCCACUUUGGAGAGCAAUGUUGGAAGUGAAUUAUCAUUUGUUCUACCCCGGGAGUACACCAACAAGUUUGGAAUUUUGUUUACUGAUCUGGAAGAGAGACAGAAAGAGCUGGGCAUUGCUGGCUUUGGCGCCUCUGUCACUACCAUGGAAGAAGUCUUUCUUAGGGUCAAUAAUGAAGCAGAGUCACAAGAUGUCAAAGAGCCUCAGGACAAAGACCCAAACAAGAACCAAAAUGUGAAUGCUGCCACAUCUUUUGAGAUAGUAGAUUGCUCUGGCCUGAUUGAAAACUCUAUUAAAUUUAAUACUGGGUGUGUCCUCUACUGCCAGCAGUUCAUAGCCAUGUUCACAAAGAGAGCUUUGUUCAGCUGGCGAAACUGGAAUCUAGUGUUGCUGCAGAUACUGGGCCUUCUGGGUGUCAUUGCCUUCCUUUUGAAAGUUGACGAAUUAUCCGCGGAGACUGGAGAGAUCACCAGAAAAAUCGCUUUGCAUCAAUAUGGGCAAACUAUUGUGCCUUUAUCGAUUUCUGGGAAUUCUAGUUUGGCUGUGGAUCUCUUAAAACAGCUUGAGAUUAUGCUAAAAUCUGAAAAACAAAUACUUCGGAGAGUGCAAGGAAAUGUCCUGGAUUACUUGAUGGAAAAUAAAGAUUGUAUUCGCUUGUGCAUUGUUGCACUUUCCAUUGAUGUGAAUGAAAACGGAACCGAACUAACUGCUCUUUUCAACAAUGAAGCGUACCAUUCCCCGCCCACAGCCCUGACAGUGUUGAACAACAUUCUCUUCAAGUCACUUGCCGGUCCUGAAGCGUCCUUAACAGUCUCCAAUAAACCUCAGCCACAUUUUGAUAAGGAGGACGCCGUUAAAGAGCAUCAAUCUGGAGGCCAGGUGGCCUUAGAUGUGCAAUUUGGCAUGGCUCUUUUGAUUAGUGGUUUCUGCCUCCUGACAGUAAUUGAGAGAGUCACUAAGGUGAAGCACAUCCAGUUUUUGAAUGGAAUGUAUGCCUUUAUAUACUGGCUUUCUGCCCUCAUGUGGGAUUUCAUCAUUUUUUUCAUUUGUAGCUGCUUACUCCUGGCAGUGUUCAAAAUGUGCUCAGUGGACGUUUUUGUCAUGGAGGAUCAUGCUCUGGACACAAUGCUAAUCUUCCUGCUGUAUGGCUGGUCUUCCAUUCCCUUCAUGUACCUGAUGAGUUUCGUGUUUGAGGAAAGUACUAGUGCCUACAUCAAGCUUGUUCUAUUCAACUACCUUUCAGGCAUUUUCACUCUCCUCAUAGACAUCACGUUGCAGCACAGCAGAGAACUCAACUCUAGAAUUUCAAAUACCACCAGAACCUUUCUGCUAAAUGCAUUAAUGAUGUUUCCCAAUUACAAUCUUGCCAAGACCCUUGAGGAAUAUUCCAUUUUCUACGCUGAGGAGGCAUUCUGCAGCAGCCAACAGAAGUAUUCCUAUUCAGAGUGUCUUAAAAGAGUUUCUCAGAGGAACAUUUCUUUUAAUGAUGCUAACAUUACAAAGUAUUUGAUUGCGAUGGGUAUACUAGGCGCUGCUUCCUUCCUGUUAAUUUUCAUCUAUGAGACUUGCUUCUGGAAAUUAAAAACAUGUAUCAAUCGAUAUAUAUUCUUUGGUAUCUUCAAAAAAAUGAAUCAGGAUAUAGUUUCCAAGGAAUUAGCUGGGGACUCUGAAGAUGAAGAUGUGGAAAGGGAAAGGAAAAGAGUCCUCGAAAUGCCUCUUGAAUUACAAAACGACACAGUAGUAAUUAAGGAACUUGUAAAGAUAUAUUUUAAGAUUCCAGCCAUUUUGGCUGUGAAAAACAUCUCCCUUACAAUACAAAAAGGGGAGUGCUUUGGAUUACUUGGAUUCAAUGGAGCAGGGAAAACCUCAACUUUUCAAAUGAUGACUGGAGAAAAGCCUGCUACUUCUGGGGAUAUGUUCAUCGAAGGCUUUAGCAUCACUCAAAAUAUUCUAAAGGUAAGGUCGAAAAUUGGCUACUGUCCUCAAUCUGAUGCCUUGCUGGAGUACUUGACUGGUCGGGAAAUAAUGAUCAUGCAUGCCAGACUAUGGGGAGUCUCUGAGUCCCAGAUUCACCUGUAUGUGACCAACUGGUUGAAUUCACUACAACUGGACACCCAGGCUGACAAGUUUAUCUACACGUACAGUGGAGGAAACAAACGUAGACUGAGUACUGCUAUUGCCUUAAUGGGAAAUCCCUCCGUCAUCUUCCUGGAUGAGCCAUCAACGAGCCUGGACCCAGUAGCUCGGCGCCUUCUGUGGAAUGUCAUAGCACAUAGACGGGAAACUGGCAAAGUCAUUGUCAUAACCUCCCACAGCAUGGAGGAAUGUGAAGCCCUUUGUACCAGGCUGGCCAUUAUGGCGAAGGGGAAAUUCCUGUGUUUGGGCAGCCCUCAGCAUCUCAAGAACAGGUUUGGCAAUGUUUACAUCUUGAAGGCCAAGAUCAAGUCUGAUCUAGAUGAUGAUGCACUAGAAGAUUUUAAAAAUUUCAUCUCAACAACCUUCCCAGGAAGUGUCAUUAAGCAGGAGACUCAAAGAAUGGUUAACUACUACAUUCCCAGCAAGGACAAUAGCUGGGCAAAAGUGUUUAGGGUUUUGGAGGAAGCAAAAGGGCAAUUCAACUUAGAAGAUUACUCCAUCAGCCAAAUCACGCUGGAGCAGGUCUUCCUGACUUUUGCUGUUCAAGAUAAAGCAGAAGAGGGCCAUAAAAAUGAGAUGGCAUGAGAUUUAGUUGCAACCAGUCAUUCUUUGACCGCUCCCUCUAGCAUCUGUAUAGAGUGAUAUUUUUCUUUGUGUAUUCUUGGUGUAAAUAUAUUAAUAUAAUAAAGAGUUU